Messenger RNA from Staurois parvus, 381 nucleotides. Lineage: Eukaryota; Metazoa; Chordata; Amphibia; Anura; Ranidae. The record is from the annotation of a GenBank genome assembly.
AUGAUCAGUGCCCUGCAGUACCUCCCACCAAAGUCACCCAGCAGUGCCCAGCAGUGCCUUCCACCAGUGCCUCCUGUCAGUGCCCAGCAGUGCCACCCAUCAGUGCUUCCCAGCAGUUGUGCCCAUAAGUGCCGGCCAUCAGUGCCCAUCAGUGCUGUCAGUCAGUGCCGUCAGUCAGCGCCGGCCAUCAGUGUCACCUAUCAGUGCCACCUAUCAGUGACCAUCAUUGCUGCAUAUCAGUGCAGCAUCAUCAGUGCCUCCUCAUCAAUGCCUACCAGUGCAGCCUCAUCAGUGCCACCUCAUGAGUGCACCCUUUAAGUGCCCAUCAGUGCUGCCUGUCCAUGCCACCUUGUCAGUGCCCAUCAGUGCUGCCUAUCAGUG